This is a messenger RNA of Ostrinia furnacalis (Asian corn borer), 1066 nucleotides long. RefSeq lists its product as uncharacterized. Lineage: Eukaryota; Metazoa; Arthropoda; Insecta; Lepidoptera; Crambidae. The record is from RefSeq and is a predicted model, not a curated record. The transcript is spliced from 2 exons. The coding region runs from base 150 to 554 and encodes 134 amino acids.
UAGUUGAACCGUCCCGCAGUGAGUGCGGCCUAACAUUUUUAAUCCGGUUCCGAGCGCCCGCGCAUCACUCGACAGCCCGCGCUCGCCGCCCGCGCCAGUGCCCCACGGAUUGCAAUUAUAAUUAUUACAAUUAAUUAACUGGACUGAAAAUGUACAAGUCAAUCGUUAUACUGUGUGCUUUGUACUGUGUUGUCAUUGAAGCCCGACCGAAAUGGCAGUUCCUUCCGCCAGUGCCAGGCUACGUGCCGGUCUACAUCAGAGCUGGAGACACUCCUCUUGAAGAAAUAAACCCUGAUCUAGCUGAGGCCUUCCACGCUUUACCCGCUGGGCGUAGCGCCGGCAAACAGCUGGAGGCCUCCCCAGAGAUCCCUGAGCAACCCCAAGGCGACCAACCAGCUCCAGAAGAACCCAGCAACGAAGACCCACAGCCAGAGAAAUCCCAGGACAUCCCAGAACCAUCAGACAUCAUCGACCGUCGCCCAUACGAGAAGAAAAUCCUAGAGAAGAAAAAGAAGGCGACUGCAGAUGUCCCAAAACCUGUUGAACGUAGAUAGAUCGUACCUUACUUGUAAUGUUACUGUACUUAUUGAUAAGAUAGUGUUAAGAGACGGUGUAGCCGCUUGAUUCAGGCAAGGAGUUUGUUUGAGUGCUUUCUUGAUCUUUUAUGUACUUGUACAACCCGCGUAUUUCUUAAUGCGUCUUGAAUAUACUUGAAUUUUACAGGGUAUAUAAAAAAUCGACAGUUAUAUAAAUUUUGACUUUCUACAAGUUAAAUGUCUACGUAUAGCAAAAAUAUGCAUGUACAGAAAUACUGCACUAUUUUCUUAGACACCUUUAUGUAUAUCAGUCGCGACCCAUUCAUAACUGCGCGAGUUAUAGGUUCUUCUUCUUCCAAAUAAGAAGUUAUUGUACUGUACUAAGUGAUUGACUCGGUACGUCAACGAGCUUGAAUUAAGCGGCUAAUCCGUCUCAGGGGUCUACUCUGCAAACUAUGUCCGUAUUUUCUUGUCUAUUCAUCCCUCUCACUCGUAUUAAAAUACUAGCACGUGCGAGUGUACCAGACAGA